AUGGCGCGAGUGAAGCAAGCGGUACCCAUUGAGCGCCAAACCUCAUCAGAGUACGUCGUCGCGGGUCAGCAUCAGACGGACCCCCAGAUUGUCCGCGAGCAGACGAAGGACGAGGUGGCGCUUCAGUUCGAUGGAGGAGCUGCGGGUAGCAAGCCGGCGACGACGCGGCCGCCGGCAGCGAAGGGGGACGCGGGCGUGACUCAACUAGUCGUCGCCGUCGCCGGGAUUUAUGGGUCCUUCCUCACGUGGGCGUACCUGCAGGAGAAGCUCACGACAACGCCACACGGCCCUGCGGGUGCAACCGAAGUCUUCAAGUACCCGGUGUUCCUGAACACAAUCCAGUCCUUGUUCGCGGCGACGACGGGAUUCCUGUACCUGUACGCGAGCGCGCCGCGCGGGGCCGCGGUGCCCCCCGUGAUCCCGUCGCGCGGCAUCCUCGGCCCGCUGCUGCUUGUCGCGCUCACGAGCUCGCUCGCCUCGCCCUUCGGCUACGCGAGCCUCGCACACAUCGACUACAUCACCUUCCUCCUCGCCAAGAGCUGCAAGCUCCUGCCCGUCAUGCUGCUGCACGUCGCCGUCUUCCGCCGCCGCUACCCGCUCUACAAGUACCUCGUCGUCGCGGCCGUGACGGCCGGCGUCGCCGUCUUCACGCUGCACUCGGGCGCGGCCGGCAAGAAGGGCAGGAGAGGCGGCCCUGCCGGCAACAGCGCCUGGGGCCUGCUGCUGCUGGGCAUCAACCUGCUGUUCGACGGCCUCACCAACAGCACCCAGGACUACAUCUUCGGCACCUUUCAGCCCUACUCCGGUCCCCAGAUGAUGUGCGCCAAUAACCUCAUGAGCACCGCCGUGACGGCGGCCUACCUCGUGCUGAGUCCCUGGCUCGCGCGCACCGGCGUCGGCGAGUGGUUCGGUAUGGGUGUCGACGUUGCAGGGAGUGCUGGCGAGCUCGAGGCCGCACUCGCCUUUAUGCGCAGACACCCCGCCGUAUGGGCCGACGUGCUGGGGUUCUCGGCGUGCGGCGCCGUCGGGCAGGUUUUCAUCUUUUACACUCUGUCCACCUUCUCCUCGGUGCUACUCGUGACGGUUACGGUGACUCGCAAGAUGUUUACCAUGAUCCUAUCGGUGGUCGCGUUCGGCCACCGCCUCAGUCGCAUGCAGGUGCUCGGCGUGGGCCUCGUGUUCGGCGGCAUCGGCGUAGAGGCGGCGAUCGCGCGCCGCGAGAAGAUAGCCAAGGAGGAGGCGAAGCAGCGAGCGAGGAGGGAGGCGGAGAAGAAGGGACAGUAA
This is a messenger RNA of Durotheca rogersii, 1284 nucleotides long. RefSeq names its product UAA transporter. Gene Ontology annotation, biological process: UDP-galactose transmembrane transport. The record is from RefSeq and is a predicted model, not a curated record. Gene Ontology annotation, molecular function: UDP-galactose transmembrane transporter activity; UDP-glucose transmembrane transporter activity. The coding region runs from base 1 to 1284 and encodes 427 amino acids. Gene Ontology annotation, cellular component: Golgi membrane; endoplasmic reticulum membrane. Lineage: Eukaryota; Fungi; Ascomycota; Sordariomycetes; Xylariales; Xylariaceae. The transcript is spliced from 3 exons.